Molecule: messenger RNA, 947 nt
Organism: Pistacia vera
Lineage: Eukaryota; Viridiplantae; Streptophyta; Magnoliopsida; Sapindales; Anacardiaceae
Product: auxin-responsive protein IAA29-like
Exons: 4
Coding region: 18-719 (233 amino acids)
Biological process (GO): regulation of DNA-templated transcription
Cellular component (GO): nucleus
Molecular function (GO): protein binding
Source: RefSeq, a predicted model, not a curated record
GAUUGUUGUUUGGAUAUAUGAUACACAUGGAGCUUCAGUUGGGUCUCGCUCUUCCAAGCACUGCUGUCAAGGGUUUCGACCUUAAUGCUUAUGUUUACGAGCCUAGGGAGAAUAUGGGCUCUCACCCAUCAUUCCAUAGCUUUGGUUUUACUAAUGAUAUUUGCAGCAACUACAAGAAACGCAGCUUUGAUGAGGCUUUUGAAAAGGACAAAACGGUGCCACGAACACUGCCUCUAUUGCACUGGAACAACGAGCCCAACGACGAAGACGACCCCAAAGACCUCGAAAACAGUUCUUCUUUUGACAGCAACAAGACGGCUGAGGAAGAUGGUGUAGUGGGGUGGCCACCCAUUAAGACCUGGAGAAAGAAAAUAUGGCACCAAGAUCAGGGACGCCAAGCCAAGCCCAAGAACAAUCAGGCUUUGAAAAAUAUUGGCUUUGGCAGUCGCAGUGCACAAUCGAAGUCUAACUCCAUGUAUGUGAAGGUGAAGAUGGAGGGAAUGGCUAUAGCUAGGAAAAUUGACCUAAGCCUGCACGAUUCUUUUGAAACGCUCACUACCACCUUGAUCAGCAUGUUCUGCGUCUGGCAUGACGAUUCCAACAAUUAUAAACUCACAUAUCAAGAUAAGGAAGGAGAUUGGCUGAUUGCUCAAGAUGUACCUUGGAGAACUUUCAUUCGCACAGUGCAACGCCUCAAGUUGUUGAAGAUCAGCGAGUGAUUGGAAAUUGAUUUGUGGAUCUUCAAACUAAAGACUGGUCAUGCAGGAGCUACGUACUUUAUUUGAAUCUUCAAUAGACCCAUCUGGGUUAUUUUGUCUGAGAUUUAAAUGACUGUAUGUAAUUUGUAGUUUAUGUAGAUCCUAAUUAUUAGCUCUUUAGUCUGUAACUUUUGGAUUAUCUUUUACCUUGAUGAAGAAAAACAUGACUUUCAUAACAGAAUUUGCUUU